Molecule: messenger RNA, 1574 nt
Organism: Schistocerca gregaria
Lineage: Eukaryota; Metazoa; Arthropoda; Insecta; Orthoptera; Acrididae
Product: dihydrolipoyl dehydrogenase, mitochondrial-like
Exons: 3
Coding region: 36-1514 (492 amino acids)
Cellular component (GO): mitochondrion; oxoglutarate dehydrogenase complex
Molecular function (GO): dihydrolipoyl dehydrogenase (NADH) activity; flavin adenine dinucleotide binding
Source: RefSeq, a predicted model, not a curated record
GGCUGAGACAGGGAGUAGAGAGCGCGGAGUUAAGAAUGCAGUUGUCACUUUUUCGCCAUGCUUCGAGAUGCGUGAGGGGAGCUAGGGCUUACUCGAGUGGGGGGGAGGGAGAGGUGAGGGACGUGGUGGUGAUAGGUGGUGGUCCUGGUGGAUACGUGGCGGCGAUCAAGGCGGCUCAGUUGGGAAUGAGCGUUACGUGUAUUGAGAAGAGGGGGACGUUGGGUGGGACGUGUUUGAACGUUGGGUGCAUUCCGUCCAAGUCGUUGUUGCAAAGUUCGCACAUGUACGAGCACAUGAAGCAUUACGCGGCGUCUAGGGGGGUGAUAUGCGACAACCCGAGGUUUGACUUGAAGGCGAUGAUGAAGACGAAGGAGGAUGGCGUGAGGACGUUGUGCGGAGGGGUGGAACAGUUGUUCGCCAAGAACAAGGUGAGAUACGUGAAGGGGAGGGGGAGGUUUAGGUCGCCCACGGAGGUGGAGGUGUUGGGUGAGGGGGAAGUGGUGAAGGAGGUGGUGAGGGGGAGGAACGUGAUCAUUGCGUCGGGUUCGGAGCCGACGCCGUUGAAGGGGGUUGAAGUGAAUGAGAGGAACAUCGUGACGUCGACUGGCGCGUUGAGUUUGGAGAAGGUGCCGAGGAGGAUGGUGGUGAUAGGGGGUGGAGUGAUAGGGCUCGAGUUGGGGUCGGUGUGGUCGAGGCUUGGAGCGGAGGUGACGGUGGUGGAGUACGCGGAGGUCAUAUGCGCGAACGCGGAUUUGGAGAUGUCGAAGCAGUUCAAGACGAUUUUAGAGAAGCAGAAUUUGAGGUUCAAGAUGAGGAUGGCGGUGCAGAGGGCGGUGAGUCAGGAGGACGGAACGGUGAGGGUUGAAUUGAGCGAGGUGAAGUCAGAGAGGAAGGAGACUGUGGAGGCGGACGUAGUGCUGGUUGCGGUUGGGAGGAGGCCAUACACGACGGGGUUGGGUACAGAAAAUAUUCAAUUGAAGAUGAAAGAUUUGAUGAUUGAGACGGAUGAACACUUCCGAACGAAUGUACCGAACGUUUAUGCGAUAGGAGACGUCAUUAAGGGGCCGAUGUUGGCGCACAAAGCCGAGGAGGAGGGGAUAGCGGUGGUGGAAUACUUGCACUCAGGCGUGGGUCACGUCAACUACGACGCGAUUCCGUCUGUUGUCUACACGAGUCCUGAGCUCGCGUGGGUAGGACAGACUGAGGGGCAGCUUAGUGCGAAGGGUAUCAAGUACAAGGUUGGGAAGUUUCAGCUGAAGGCGAACUCUCGCGCGCGCACCAACGGGCUUACGGACGGGUUUGUCAAGUUCUUGGCCGAUGCGGAGACAGACCGACUGUUGGGCGUGCACAUGUUGGGCGAGUGUGCGGGAGAGCUGAUAGCGGGUCCCGUGUUCGCGAUGGAGUACGGUGCAUCGAGCGAGGACGUGGCGAGGACGUGCCACGCGCAUCCGACGAUAUCUGAAGCGAUUAAGGAAGCGGCGAUGGCUACCUGCAGCAAGCCGAUUCAUCAAUAGUCAGCGACAAGGGGAGCAUGUUGUACGCCGUGGGAGAAAAAAAAAAGAAAAAAAAAAAAA